Messenger RNA from Metschnikowia bicuspidata var. bicuspidata NRRL YB-4993, 620 nucleotides. Its product is annotated as U2 snRNP complex subunit. Lineage: Eukaryota; Fungi; Ascomycota; Pichiomycetes; Serinales; Metschnikowiaceae. Gene Ontology annotation, biological process: mRNA splicing, via spliceosome. The transcript has a single exon. The record is from RefSeq and is a predicted model, not a curated record. Gene Ontology annotation, cellular component: precatalytic spliceosome; U2 snRNP; catalytic step 2 spliceosome. The coding region runs from base 33 to 377 and encodes 114 amino acids.
CCACCCAUCGCCCCUGCCUCGAGCCCAAAUCCAUGUCUCGGCACCAGUUCGACCUCGUCCAGUGCAUGAAGCGGCCCGGCACGCACUUCGGCUUCUUGUGCCUGCAGUGUGACGGCAAAUGUCCCAUCUGCGACUCGCUCGUCAAGCCUUCGGCAAAAGCCCAGGUCUGUGACGGCUGUUCUUUUGGCCAUUUGGCCCUGCGGUGCAUUCUCUGCGGAAACCACUUUGGCGAAGGCCCGGACAGGGGCUCGCCCGCCUACUAUUGCCACGAAUGCGUUGUCCAGGAGAAGCACCGCGACGGGUGCCCUCGGAUCGUCAAUGUGGGCAGUUCCAAGGCCGACCAGCGACUCAACAAAAAAACAAAAGCAUUGACGUGACGAUGCGGAAACACGCGUGGAAGCUGAGGGGGGAGCAAAGCUCUGGCCCAAGUGGGCGGUUUUCUGGCGCGUGUGCCGAUGCUCGUAGUCGUCUCAGCCCUUAUCUGAUUGAGGCUCGAUGCUUGAUAUAGUUUGCGGCAUGAUUGGGGCAUGCCUGUUGGUAUUUACUGGAUUUUUAUGCGGGAGGCUGGACCGAUACUUGUGCCUGGAGGUCCACGGGAGCCGGACAGCCGUCGUACAUCG